UAUAAUCUUAUGCCACAGAAGAGGUUUGAACUGCUUGAAGACGGUGAAAUUUUCGACGGCGAUGACAGUGACGGCGAUGGCGAAUUUGUGGAUGAGGAAGAAAUUUCUUCCAGUAGGCCAAUGAAUUCCAUUGGUUCUAAUAAGGUGGCCGUUAUAUCAACGGGCGUUGAGGACGAAAAUGAAGUCGAUAGAAUUAUCAAUGAAUUUCGACAAGAAUUGUUACAACAGUGCAAAAAUCAAAUACCAGAGGAAAAGCAAGAUGUUGGCAUUGAUAGUGAAAUGGUCGAUUCGGAAGAGGAUGAAAAUACUCUUCGACGAGCUGCUAUAAUAUCGUGCAAAAAAAACAAUGUCUUAAAUGAUGAUAAUUGUGAUGUUGAAGAAGGCGAGAUUAUUGAAAAUGGGCGAGAUCACCACAAUUGGGAUAAGUUGCUGCAUGAUACUCGAAUGGAAAUUGAAGCAAAAGCCACUGAUAAAGGCAAAAUCUGUGGCGACAACUAUGAACAACUUGCUAUGGAAAUUGUCGAUAGCGACGAUGAAAAGCAGGAUAAUUCCAUGAAUAUUUCUUCUAAGCAAAAUAGUGAAAUGGUUAUUGCUAAGGAACAGUCUACUGAUCAUGAAGAUGAAGCUGAAAAACUUCGUGCUGCUUUGCUAGAACAGUUGAAUCAAAAUCAAAAUUCAAUGAGGAAAGAGAAUGAAGUCGAUGAUAUUGGCCAUGUUUCUUCCAGGCGAUAUUUUUCUGCAGUCGAAAGGCAAAAAUUAAAGGAACUUGAAAAGUCGAUUGAAGGUGAAAAGAUUGAAAUUCGGAACAUAGAGAACCGUUUAUAUCGUAAAGACUCUGAAAGAAUAUAUAUUUGCCAGAAGCGAGAAAGAUUACUGGAACAACUGGAAAAUUAUUCAUAUCAAAUUGGAUUAGUUGAAGGAAAAGUAUUUUCCCUGAGGAAUGAUUUAAAAAGUGCACAGGGACGAUUAUACAAUUUAAAAAAGAAAUAUGCAGUUGUUAAAGCUGAUUUAGCUGAUAAAAUAACUGAAAGAAAAUUGAAAAAAACUGGCGAAAGGCGUUCGGAAUUUGGAAAGUAUACUACUGCAAAUGUACGGAAACGGAAGAGAGUUGGAUCUAAUGAAAUUCCUCAAGAUAAUGGUAGUAUGAUGGUUUAUCCAGAGCAAAUUUCUCACGACCAUAGUCUUCCCAAAACAGUUCCAAGCUCGCAUUCAUUUAAUGCUGCUUUAUCAUCAUCUGCUGACAAAGUUAAUGAGUGCUCUGAUAUGAUAUUCAAUGAAAAUCCUGUGCAUUCUAGCGUUAUUGAAAAUCUUGGAAAUUUUCAAGAAUCUAAUUUGACAUUUGAUUCAGAGAAAACUGGUGUUACAGAAGAAACAUUUUCGAAAUAUGCCUUCAUGAAAUCUACUACAGAGUCAUUUGAUGAAAUGGCUAUAGGAACUGGAGGAGAUACAUCACAGGCGAACGAAAAUAUUUUUUCAUAUUGUCCAUCUGAUGAGCGAGAAACAAAUCAACUAGUGCAGCCUAAUUCAACACGAAAUCAUUAUUGCGUUGCAGGAAACGAAAAAAAUAGGCUAAAGCAAAAAAAACAGAUUGUUACAAGUGAAGAAAAUGGGUUAGACUGUGAGGAAAUAAGUUCCGAACUGGAAAAUAAUCCUUUAUUUAUGUUUAAUGGAUAUCGGUUGUGUUCCACAUUUCCUUACGAAUUUAUUCAUCAUAAAAGCAUAAGUAACAAAAUCGAUCCGUUGCGUCCACUUUGUCCUUACGAAUUGUUUGGCAUAUGUAAAGACCACGAGUGUGUCUGGCAACAUGUCGAAGAUUACAUCAUCUCCGACGAAGAAUUAAUUUGUGGCGUAAUUGCACAUUAUCCUGCUCUUUGUCCUCCCGAUAAAAGUUUUUAUAUUGGACGUUUUGCAGCUGAGUAUGCCAAAGAAUUACUUGAAAAUUCAUCACAAACAGUUGGAGAGAUUAUUCGGAAUAUGCUAAAUAGUGUACCUUCAUCCAAUCGUAAAAUAAUACCUUGCGAAAUGAUUGCGAGAUGUAAUUUACCCAAAGAUUUUUGCGACGAAGAGAAUGCGAAUGUUGUAUAUGAAGUUCCAGAGGCUUUCAAAAAGCUAAUCUUAUCAAAUGAUGUUUUAAUUUAA
Messenger RNA from Dracunculus medinensis (Guinea worm), 2139 nucleotides. Lineage: Eukaryota; Metazoa; Nematoda; Chromadorea; Rhabditida; Dracunculidae. The record is from the annotation of a GenBank genome assembly.